AUCCAAAUAUCAAUAAUAUCAAAGUAAAAAUUCCCUAUUAAUAUGCAUAUAAAUUUAGCUCAUCAAUGCACUACCAUUCCUUGUCCUGGAUGUUCACAACUCUGGGGGCUCAAACACAACAAGUUAACUGGCACCUUGUCUAUAGGCAUGGAAUUUAGCAACCAACUGAGCCUAGUAGAUUUGCAGAACAAUGAGAUUACUGACUUUGAUGGAACAGGAGGAAAAAACAUUCAGAUAAGACUUGCUGGUAAUCCCAUUUGUGAAGAGACAGGAGUAACAAAAAAUUGCUGUGUAGUUCCACAAUCAAAUCCCACUUCCUUGUAUACUACCCCUCCCAGUCCCAGCAGCUGCCCGUCUGCUACAUGCAGUUCAGACCAGGUUUAUAGCCCCAGAUGCACAUGCGCAUAUCCAUAUACAGGAAUUCUAUUUUUUAGAGGAAUUUUAUUCUCAGACUUGGAAAACUCAACCAUAUAUGUGGCUCUACAGACAAAUCUGACGCAGUUCUUCCAGCUCAACAAUCUUCCUGUUGAUUCAGUUUCACUAAGUAAUCCAAUAAUGGCUCCUUAUAGCUAUCUUCUAUUGAACCUUAGUAUCUUUCCAUAUGGCCAAGAUAGAUUCAAUCGAACAGGGGUUUCUACAAUUGCAUUUAUAUUUAGUAACCAAUCUUACAAGCCACCACCUAAUCUUUAUGGACCUUAUGUUUUCCACGGUGAUGCUUACAACCACUUUUCAGACACUAAAAACUCCAAAAAAUCAACUACUAGCAUCAUUAUUGGAGCAGCUGUUGGUGGCUCUGUGCUCCUGCUACUUUCACUACUUGCUGGGGUUUAUGCUUUUCAUCAAAAGAAGAAGGCAGAAAGAGCAAGCCUAGAGAGCAACCCUUUUGCACACUGGGAUGUUAAGAAAAGCAGCGGAAGCAUUCCUCAGUUAAAAGGUGCAAGAUGUUUCUCUUUUGAGGAGCUUAAGAAAUAUACAAAUAACUUUUCAGAGGCUAAUGGUAUUGGAUCCGGGGGUUAUGGAAAGGUCUACCGGGGAACUCUUCCCAAUGGAGAGCUGGUUGCAAUUAAACGAGCCCAGCAAGGAUCAAUGCAGGGUGGGCUGGAAUUCAAAACAGAGAUUGAACUUCUAUCUAGAGUCCAUCAUAAGAAUGUUGUCAGUCUAUUAGGAUUUUGUUUUGAGCGAGGUGAACAAAUGCUAAUAUAUGAAUAUGUUCCAAACGGCUCUUUGUAUGAAACUCUAUCAGGAAAGUCAGGAAUCAGACUAGAUUGGACUAGGCGACUCAAAAUAGCCCUUGGUUCAGCUAGAGGCCUGGCAUAUUUGCAUGAACUUGCCAAUCCUCCCAUCAUACAUAGGGACAUUAAAUCAACUAACAUAUUAUUGGAUCAGCACCUCACUGCUAAAGUUGCCGAUUUUGGUCUUUCCAAGCUUAUAAGUGACAGUGAAAAAGGUCAUGUUACCACUCAAGUCAAAGGGACAAUGGGUUACUUGGAUCCUGAAUAUUAUAUGACUCAGCAGCUAACUGAGAAGAGUGAUGUUUAUAGUUUUGGGGUGCUUUUGUUGGAGCUGGUAACUGGAAGAAGACCAAUAGAGCGAGGGAAGUAUAUUGUAAGAGAGGUGAGAAUGGCAAUGGAUAAGACAAAAGGCUUGUAUAGUCUUCAUCAAAUUCUUGACCCAACCAUUGCAGAUACAAGCCUGAAAGGUUUAGAAAAGUUUGUGGACCUAGCAAUGAGCUGUGUGAAAGAAUCAGGAGCUGACAGGCCUACAAUGGGUGAAGUGGUAAAAGAGAUUGAAAACAUCAUGCAGAUUGUUGGGAUGAAUCCCAAUGCUGAGUCAGCCACAAGUUCAUCAAGUUAUGAGGAGGCAUCCAAGGGAAGUACCCUCCAUCCAUACGGUGAUCAGUCCUUCGCUUAUAGUGGUACAUUUCCAGUUUAAAAAGUUUGAACAUAUGUUGAGUUUGGUUUAAGUUUAGUUUUUGGAGAAUUGAACAACUUCUGUGUCUGGCAUUCGGUUUAACAGCGGGACAUAUAUACAUAUAUAUAUAUAUAUAGAUAUAGAUAUGUUUUUUGUAUAGUUUGUCUUUUGUUUGCUCAAUUUGAUAAAAGAUAGAAAAUUAU
Molecule: messenger RNA, 2114 nt
Organism: Rubroshorea leprosula
Lineage: Eukaryota; Viridiplantae; Streptophyta; Magnoliopsida; Malvales; Dipterocarpaceae
Source: the annotation of a GenBank genome assembly